This is a messenger RNA of Pecten maximus, 1140 nucleotides long. RefSeq lists its product as uncharacterized. The record is from RefSeq and is a predicted model, not a curated record. The coding region runs from base 1 to 1140 and encodes 379 amino acids. The transcript has a single exon. NCBI's taxonomy places the organism in Eukaryota, Metazoa, Mollusca, Bivalvia, Pectinida, Pectinidae.
AUGAGAGCGCAUGUUAGGACUCUAAACUACACAAGCACCCGUGCCAAUACCCUAAACUACACAAACACCCAUGCCAAUACCCUAAACUACACAAGCACAAAUGCCAAUACCCUAAACUACACAAGCACCCGUGCCAAUACCCUAAACUACACAAACACCCAUGCCAAUACCCUAAACUACACAAGCACAAAUGCCAAUACCCUAAACUACACAAGCACAAGUGCCAAUACCCUAAACUACACAAGCACAAGUGCCAAUACCCUAAACUACACAAGCACAAAUGCCAAUACCCUAAACUACACAAGCACAAAUGCCAAUACCCUAAACUACACAAGCACAAAUGCCAAUACCCUAAACUACACAAGCACAAAUGCCAAUACCCUAAACUACACAAGCACCCGUGCCAAUAUCCUAAACUACACAAGCACAAAUGCCAAUACCCUAAACUACACAAGCACACGUGCCAAUACCCUAAACUACACAAGCACAAGUGCCAAUACCCUAAACUACACAAGCACAAAUGCCAAUACCCUAAACUACACAAGCACAAAUGCCAAUACCCUAAACUACACAAGCACAAAUGCCAAUACACUAAACUACACAAGCACCCGUGCCAAUAUCCUAAACUACACAAGCACAAAUGCCAAUACCCUAAACUACACAAGCACAAAUGCCAAUACCAUAAACUACACAAGCACCCGUGCCAAUACCCUAAACUACACAAGCACCCGUGCCAAUAUCCUAAACUACACAAGCACAAAUGCCAAUACCCUAAACUACACAAGCACCAAUGCCAAUACCAUAAACUACACAAGCACCCGUGCCAAUACCCUAAACUACACAAGCACCCGUGCCAAUACCCUAAACUACACAAGCACAAGUGCCAAUACCCUAAACUACGCAAGCACAAGUGCCAAUACCCUAAACUACACAAGCACAAGUGCCAAUACCCUAAACUACACAAGCACAAGUGCCAAUACCCUAAACUACACAAGCACAAGUGCCAAUACCCUAAACUACACAAGCACAAGUGCCAAUACCCUAAACUACACAAGCACAAAUGCCAAUACCCUAAACUACACAAGCACAAAUGCCAAUACCCUACAAUACGCAAGCACCGGUGCCAAUACCCUAAACUAA